This is a messenger RNA of Euleptes europaea (tarantolino), 1042 nucleotides long. RefSeq names its product translocase of outer mitochondrial membrane 40 (gene TOMM40). The record is from RefSeq and is a predicted model, not a curated record. Gene Ontology annotation, biological process: protein import into mitochondrial matrix. NCBI's taxonomy places the organism in Eukaryota, Metazoa, Chordata, Lepidosauria, Squamata, Sphaerodactylidae. Gene Ontology annotation, cellular component: mitochondrial outer membrane; mitochondrial outer membrane translocase complex. Gene Ontology annotation, molecular function: transmembrane protein transporter activity. The coding region runs from base 1 to 1017 and encodes 338 amino acids. The transcript is spliced from 9 exons.
AUGGGUAAUGUCCUGGCUGCCAGCUCCCCAGCGCCCCCUCCUGCAGUGCCGGGGCCAGGCUCCGGCUUGGUGUCAGUGCCACCCGGCUUCGCCAUGCCCCCCGUCAGUGGGCUGGUUCCCCCAUCGCAAGAUCGUGCUGCAGAAGAGAAAUGUGAGCAGCUUCCCAACCCGGGCACGUUUGAGGAGUGUCAUCGCAAAUGCAAAGAAUUAUUCCCUGUCCAGAUGGAGGGGGUGAAGUUGACUGUGAACAAAGGUCUCAGCAAUCAUUUCCAGGUCAAUCACACGGUAGCGCUCAGUACAGUCGGUGACUCCAAUUACCACUUCGGGGUGACCUAUGUUGGGACAAAACAGCUGAGCCCCACAGAGGCCUUCCCAGUGCUCGUGGGCGACAUGGAUAACAGUGGCAGCCUGAAUGCACAGAUCAUCCACCAGAUCACAAACAAAGUUCGCUCCAAGGUGGCCUUUCAGACGCAGCAGUCAAAAUUUGUGAACUGGCAAGUGGAUGGUGAAUACCGGGGCGCGGACUUUACUGCCGCAGUCACGCUAGGGAACCCCGAUAUUUUGGUAGGCUCAGGGAUCAUGGUGGCGCAUUACCUGCAGAGCAUCACGCCGAGCCUGGCGCUGGGCGGGGAGCUGGUAUACCACCGCCGCCCAGGAGAGGAGGGAACCGUCAUGUCCCUGGCUGGGAAAUACACAGCACCGAACUGGAUUGGGACCCUGACAAUAGGCCAAGCGGGAGCACAUGCCACAUAUUACCAUAAAGCCAGCGAUCAGCUGCAGGUGGGAGUAGAAUUCGAAGCCAGCACUCGCAUGCAGGACACGAGCGUAACGUUCGGCUACCAGCUAGAUCUGGCAAAAGCCAACCUACUCUUCAGAGGCUCCGUCGACAGCAACUGGAUUGUGGGGGCAGCGCUAGAGAAGAAGCUCCUCCCCCUCCCCCUCACGCUGGCCAUGGGCGCCUUCCUCAACCACCGAAAAAACAAAUUCCAGUGUGGUUUUGGCCUGACCAUUGGCUAAGCCUGUCCACCUGCCUCCCUUCACC